AUGAUUGGCUUGAGUGCGCAGAAGGACGAUGUUCCGACGGAGCGAUGGAAUGCGCUUUCUUCCAGAAAUCUCACUUCCCACGUCAGCCUUUGGCCAUUUCCAUCUUUUCUUCUCAAGAAUGACAAGGCGAGUUCGCGCCUGCCACCCUACCUGCAGAAGCAAGCCUCUACAGAUCUCGACGACGUAUUGCUUCCCUUCAACUCCACCACUAUCCGACCUCGGAUUCACACACACACCAACAACACCAGCACCACACACACACACGCUCUCAAUAUGCCGAAGAACAAAGGAAAGGGAGGCAAGAACCGUCGUCGCGGAAAGAACGAUAUCGGUGACAAGCGCGAGCUCGUCCUCAAAGAUGAAGGUCAAGAAUACGCCCAAGUGCUUAAGAUGCUCGGCAACGGCCGUCUGGAAGCGCAAUGUUUCGACGGCGAAAAGCGACUCGCACACAUCCGUGGCAAGCUCCGCAAAAAGGUAUGGAUCAACCAGGGAGACAUCAUCCUCAUCUCCCUACGCGACUUCCAGGACGGGAAAGCCGAUGUGAUCCAAAAGUACAACGCCGACGAAGCACGUGCGUUGAAGCAGCAGGGAGAGUUGCCAGAGAGCGCAAAGAUCAACGAGACCGACACGUUCGGCGAGGAGGAAGGUGGCGAGAUCGAGUUCCAGGAGGGUAGCGAUGAUGAGGACGAGAGCGACGACGAUGAGGAUCUUGAUGAUCUUUGA
Pseudozyma hubeiensis SY62 is the source of this 723-nucleotide messenger RNA. Its product is annotated as eukaryotic translation initiation factor. Gene Ontology annotation, molecular function: translation initiation factor activity; RNA binding. The transcript has 4 exons. The coding region runs from base 1 to 723 and encodes 240 amino acids. Gene Ontology annotation, biological process: translational initiation. Gene Ontology annotation, cellular component: cytoplasm. The record is from RefSeq and is a predicted model, not a curated record. Lineage: Eukaryota; Fungi; Basidiomycota; Ustilaginomycetes; Ustilaginales; Ustilaginaceae.